Messenger RNA from Malassezia restricta, 942 nucleotides. Its product is annotated as exosome complex component MTR3. Bases 1 to 942 code for a protein of 313 amino acids. Lineage: Eukaryota; Fungi; Basidiomycota; Malasseziomycetes; Malasseziales; Malasseziaceae. Gene Ontology annotation, biological process: rRNA catabolic process; U4 snRNA 3'-end processing; nuclear mRNA surveillance. The transcript is spliced from 4 exons. The record is from RefSeq and is a predicted model, not a curated record. Gene Ontology annotation, cellular component: cytoplasmic exosome (RNase complex); nuclear exosome (RNase complex); nucleolus.
AUGGCAACUUCAUUUGACCGCCGGCGUGCAAAUGGCCCAGAAAACACAUAUCCACUGUUGCAUAACAUACGUGUUUCAAAAAUGUCGACGGGCACUGAGCCUGUUUGGAAUGUAGACCCGCACCAUGCCCUCCAGAACCCGAAGUCAACGUGCAGUGAUAACCUCGUCUUGCACACAAUGAAGAUCGAUAACGAGAACUUGAACAUUACUCGGUUGGCGCAAAAGAAUGUAUGCAUGAGGCCUGAUGGUCGUGAAACGAUGGAUUCGCGCUCCCUGUAUCUGCAAACAGGGCUGAUUCCUAGUGCUAGUGGCAGUGCUCUCAUUGAAGCUGGAAAUACUAAAAUCGUUUGUGCAGUACACGGUCCCCGUCAAGUGCGUGGGCGGCAAUAUGCUGGUAAGGCAGAAUUAAACGUACAGUUCGAGAUGGCACCUUUUUGUGAAAGAAACCGGCGUGCGAGCAAGGACUCGGAAGUAGCGAGUGCUGCGGCUUUCGUGCAUCAAGCUCUUUUCCCUUCAAUCCGUAUCGAUCUACUUCCCAAGUCUUCCAUCGAUGUACAUAUUAUGGUUCUUGAUGCCGACACCUCGAUAUUAGGCUGUUGUGCUUUAGCCACAAUGGCUGCUAGUGCGGCCGUGGCACAGGCCGGUGUGCAAAUGUACGGACUGGUUGUCGGUACAGCAGCUUCCGCCACGCCUUCUCUACCUACAGACGACCACCCGACUCAGCAGCAGUGGCUUGUUGAACCCACAAAGAGCGAAAGUGCUAAUGCGAGUACAGAGCUGUUGCUCUGCGGCAUGCCUUCUCUCAAUGCCACGACGUGCUAUGUUCUGCAGGGUCCAGUGCACAGCAUGGACGCUGUGAAAGAAGUUUCCCACACGCUUAUGCAAGUGAUAACGAAGCAUCACGCUUCCAUGGCCCAGUCCCUUUUCAAUGAGCAUACGUAA